This is a messenger RNA of Cyphellophora attinorum, 474 nucleotides long. RefSeq lists its product as uncharacterized. The record is from RefSeq and is a predicted model, not a curated record. The coding region runs from base 1 to 474 and encodes 157 amino acids. Lineage: Eukaryota; Fungi; Ascomycota; Eurotiomycetes; Chaetothyriales; Cyphellophoraceae. The transcript is spliced from 2 exons.
AUGGACGCGGAGAAGAACAGCGCACUCUGCUUCAAACACUCCGCUGGAGUAAGCAAGCCUUCCGCAUUCGUCACCGUGCUUCGUGGCGUCCAGUACGUUGUGUCAAUCCUAGCUCUGGUAUUUGUGAGCUGCGCCAUUGACCGCAACAUUUUGGUGCCUGGUGUCACAUCGGAGGAGAAGAUUCUUGCUGUCUCGUCUGUGGCGGCCUGUGUCGUCAUCCUCUGCCACUUCGUCGGGCCGUAUCGCGCUCGCGUGGUCGUUAUCACCGAUGGACUGCUGGCCACUUUUCUGUUCGCGUCAUUUGUGUAUGGCGCAUAUAGUGCCGGACAGGAUCGAGGAGCUUGCUCUGGGCCGAGCAAGAUCGGCGUGUGGGACAACACUAGAGGUUGCACUCGCAUGAUAGUUGCGGCAGCCUUCACGGCAAUCAACUGUGCCGCUUUCCUGGCAUCGAGCGUACUGACGGCUUUUCUGUGA